UGUGACAAAUAACAUUUGAUUUGAUUUGAUGUAGAACCCUUUGCACAGAGGGUUCUACAUGCUACCCAAAAGAGUUAUGCUUAAAAGGGUUCUACCUGAAACCAAAAAAGGGUUAUCUUAUGGGGACAGUCGCAGAACCCUUUUGGAACCCUUUUUUCUAAGAGCGUAGGUUGAAAAAUAUAUAUAAUCUUAGGGCUGUUUUCCAGCGAAUAUUAACAGUCACAAUGUGGUGGAUGAUCUAGGCCUAUAAGAGGUGUCAAUCGAUAGUACGUAUGGUAAGUUCACACUCUGAGAGGUGAGAUCCUGUGACGCUAGCAGGUGGUACAUCCUGUGAAGGAGUUCAUAGAGACACUCAGCACUUCAAAACCCACCAGUCUGAGAAGACAAAGACUCCAUCACUCACUCUCUCACAUUCUCGAACACAUUUUCAAUCACGCUCUUUGACAACAUGGCUGCCACAUCUCUCCUGCUCCUGCUCAUCACUCUCCUGCCUGCUCCAGGGCUGACAGGUAAGACCAAACUUCACCUUUGACCUCUUCUCACUCUGGGGUGAGAGGGCAGCAGAGUGGGAAACUUUUGACCUUCUCACCCUUAUCUAUUCUCUAGAACAGCAAAGGGACGCUAGGGACAUAGACACACAGAAGGUCUUCUUUCUGGUUUUAUAAUGUAACCUGACAAUUAUGGUACAAUUAAUCAAUUAGUUGUAUGGUAAAGACCAGAACAAUUGAUGUGAUGAAAAACAAUUCAAUAUCUUGUAUCGACGUGAUAGCCCACCCCUGCUUACGUUUCAUUAGGGCAAAUCUCUCUGUCCCAGCUUACCAGGACUCUGGCAUAGUGAAUGGAGCAGAAUCCAGACGCAACUCCAAACCCUACAUGGUCUCUGUACAAAACAAGACUAAGCAUAUCUGUGGAGGGUUCCUCGUGUCUGAGAGCUUUGUCAUGACAGCCGCCCACUGCUACAUAUGGGGUGUGAAUCUGACGGUUAUGGUUGGUGCUCAUGACAUUACAAUACCUCGAAGUUCUUCUUACAUCAUUGAUGUGAAAGAUUAUCACAUACAUCCUGGUUACAAUGCUAAGACAUUGGAGAACGACAUCAUGCUGUUGCAGCUUGUCAAAACUACCCCGAAGAGCAAAGCUGUGCAGCAGAUCCCUCUCCCUAAGAAAGACCAGGACAUCAAGGCCAAAUCCUUCUGUACCGUCGCAGGGUGGGGUGCCACCAAAACAGGCGGUUCUCCAAACCCAUGCCUUCUAGAGGUGAAUGUAGCUGUUGUAGACAGAAGUUCCUGCCAGAGAUCUUGGGGGAAAACUGGCACCAUAACCCCGUCUAUGAUAUGUGCUGGUGGUACUGCUGCUGAUUAUAAAGGCGUUUGCCAGGGAGAUUCAGGAGGUCCUCUGGUGUGCAAGGGGACAGCAGUAGGAGUUGUGUCCUUUAACCAGAAAGACAACUGCAAUGAGCCACAGAAGCCCAACGUCUACACCAAAAUAUCCAAGUAUCUUUCCUGGAUCAAGUGUAUCAUGAAGUAUUAAGGAAUGAAAUAUACAUUGAGUGAGUAAUAAAUGAAGAGUUUAUUUCCAAAACACUUAUGGGUACCUUCAUGUGUGUGUGUAAAAUAUUACUGUUCUC
Coregonus clupeaformis (lake whitefish) is the source of this 1624-nucleotide messenger RNA. Its product is annotated as complement factor D. The record is from RefSeq and is a predicted model, not a curated record. Lineage: Eukaryota; Metazoa; Chordata; Actinopteri; Salmoniformes; Salmonidae. Gene Ontology annotation, molecular function: serine-type endopeptidase activity. The transcript is spliced from 4 exons. Gene Ontology annotation, biological process: proteolysis. Bases 706 to 1527 code for a protein of 273 amino acids.